Molecule: messenger RNA, 1505 nt
Organism: Clarias gariepinus (North African catfish)
Lineage: Eukaryota; Metazoa; Chordata; Actinopteri; Siluriformes; Clariidae
Gene: msx1b
Product: muscle segment homeobox 1b
Exons: 2
Coding region: 152-961 (269 amino acids)
Biological process (GO): regulation of transcription by RNA polymerase II; embryonic morphogenesis
Cellular component (GO): nucleus
Molecular function (GO): RNA polymerase II transcription regulatory region sequence-specific DNA binding; DNA-binding transcription factor activity, RNA polymerase II-specific
Source: RefSeq, a predicted model, not a curated record
AGGCUGUCAAAAACCAAAAAAACAAAAAACAAAAAAAAGAGAAACAACACAACACCCGAGUUAAAGGAGUGCGAUCGCCGUGUAGGAGUGUAUGACCAGAGAUACCCACAUGCUGAAGCGCCGAGACGCAACGCCCUAGUAGGAGCCCGACAUGACUUCUCCUAAGGGAACUGCUCCGUUUGAAGCCUCGCCUCGCGACAAAACGGACUCCGAGAGCGAGGAGAGCAGAGCCGCCGAGGAGAAGAGCAAGCCGAGCCGCCACCCGUUCAGCGUCGAGUCGCUCAUCUCCAAGCAGAACACCUGCAGGAGUCCGCGCUCUCCUCCUCCUCCUCCUGCUGCUGCUCCUGCUCCUCCAGCGCCUUUCCCAGAGCACCUGGGCCAGUACUCUCACUCUCAGAGGACUUACUUCCCACAGAAAAGUCAGGUCUCAGCUGAAACCUUUAACCAUCAUGUCUCGGACUGUCUAAUCGACGAGAGCGAAGACUCGAGUGACAAGGAACAGAGCACUUGGCUGAAGAGCCCAACUUUCUCAUCACCGCAGAGAGCUGCAAGUCCUCCUUCGACAUGCCACCUGCGCAAGCACAAGACCAACCGCAAACCGCGCACCCCGUUCACCACGGCGCAGCUGCUGGCGCUGGAGCGGAAGUUUCGCCAGAAGCAGUACCUGUCGAUCGCCGAGCGCGCGGAGUUCUCCAGCUCUCUGAGCCUGACCGAGACGCAAGUGAAGAUCUGGUUCCAGAACCGACGCGCCAAGGCCAAGCGGCUGCACGAAGCCGAGCUGGAGAAACUGAAGCUGGCCGCUAAACCCGCACUGCCCGCCGCGCUGGCCUUGCCUUUCUCUCUGGCCGCGCACGCGCCUCCAGCCAUGUACGGCGCCGCCGCCGCGUCCGCGCUCCCGCGCCCGAGCCUCGCCGUGCCCGCGAUCUUCGGCUCGCCUUAUGGAAUGUAUUACUUAUCCUAAUAAUAACCCAGAACCCACGAGAACUGCGCGGUUUCCAUCGUGCCUGUUUGUUUUAAAGACUUUCCCUAAUGUGCAGUUGCAAUAACUUUUACAAAACAAAUGACUCCGAUACCUCUGCCUCCAGAUUUGUACAUUUGGAGAUUUGGAGAUGUUAUUUUAUUUUGUUUUGUUUUGUUUUGUUUUUAAAGCCAUCUCCUCAAAUAGCCUUAAAACAUAAGAAUGCCAGAUAAAUGUCUGACGAAAUGCAAUGAUUAGUAUAUGUGUGAUGUAUAUAUUCAUGCUCUUGUGGAGCAGGUUCUUCUGUAUUGAUGUAAAAACAAAAAUCUCUGGGGGUUUGUCCGUCAUGUGACGAGAAGUACUUACUGGCCUAAUCUUUAAAAAGUGCCUUGAAAGACCAAAUAUUUAUUAGUCAAUAAAGAGUAUUCUUUUUAACGUUUAAUUUCUUCUCCUUUAUUGUGGCUGUGGGAUGUUUAUGGUGCAUUUAGCAAAAACAGCAUCAAUAAGAACAUCAUUAUCACCAUCAUCAACAACAACAACAACAACA